Messenger RNA from Phanerochaete carnosa HHB-10118-sp, 1416 nucleotides. RefSeq lists its product as uncharacterized. Gene Ontology annotation, molecular function: zinc ion binding; DNA binding. The record is from RefSeq and is a predicted model, not a curated record. Bases 106 to 1413 code for a protein of 435 amino acids. Lineage: Eukaryota; Fungi; Basidiomycota; Agaricomycetes; Polyporales; Phanerochaetaceae. Gene Ontology annotation, biological process: DNA-templated transcription. The transcript has 12 exons.
GCUUGCACUUUCCAAGGGCCGAGUUUCAAACGGGGGCCACCCAAAGGCUAUAUCCAUGCUAUUGAGCAACGAUGGCACCAGGUGGAAUGCAUCCUCGCGACCAUCAUGGCUUCUCCAAGGUCCCGCGACAUCGUCGCAGAUCUACGUCAAGAUCGUCUCGCUCGAGCAAUCCUAGACCGAGUCGAAGCAGGACCUUACGGUUCUGUUGGGCGUGGAGGGGCACAACAAGGCGGUGAAGGCUUAUACAGUACAAUCAUGACUCAGUCCGGUAUGGGUGAAGACAGUCGGUCGAAGCGUCAGUCAAGACUAUCUCGGGAAAUUGUCUCCAGCCAAGACACAGAGAUGUCGGCCCCUCCUACAGUCGAAUGGCAAGAGCAGCUGUAUCGCCGUCUUUCGGGCACCCCUGUGUAUAGCUCCCCGGUUACGCCAUAUUCAAAUGUUUCGUCCGAGCAUACCAGAUUCACGGACUGGUCCUCCAGUCAGCCUAGCCCUGCCCAUACAAGCAGGAGCAUACCUGCAACAGAUGGCGAGCCGUCCCGUAGGCGACGAAGGAUAGAUGGACCAACUCUAAAUCCGGCACACAACCGCCAGUCACAACAGCGACAUGACCCUGAAGAAAUCUACGAAGAAGACGAGUAUGGCGAAGCAGUCGAUGCGCUUGGACACCUCUCUGUCGACAAUAAUCAAGAGUUCCGAUAUCAUGGACGGUCUGCGGGUCUUCAUCUUCUCGCUGCGAGCGAUCGUACGGAUGACAGCCAAUCGAAGGAGAACGGCAUAUGGAAAUUCAACGUACCGCGACCACAAACUGAUGAAGAUUGUCACUGCCUAUCCUUCGACCAAGUCAGCGAUCGUAUCCAGCUUCCCGAUAUCGCCACUCAGGAUCAUCUGAUCACGCUGUACUUCACCUAUGUCCACCACUAUCUCCCCGUCGUUCAUAAAGCGAGUUUCUUGACUGCAUAUUACGAAAGAAAUCCUCGGGGACAUAGAGAUAUCGAUUCGCCGCGUUCUGGCGGCCGCCGCGAGCCUAUGCAAACGGUCACAAAGUUAUUGCUACUCGCCAUGUUCGCCUUUGCCGCGAGGUAUGCGCCCAACGACUUUGCCGAGGACAAUGAUAAGUUGCGAGCAGGCAACCAGUUCGCAAUUGAUGCUCGGAGACUGCUCAACACUGUAUAUGAAGAUAGCAGACCCUCAAUAUGCCAAGCACUCUUGCUACUGGGCAUACGUGAGCUUGGCAUGGGUGCCGCUGCGCAGGGUUGGUUAUGGAUUGGAAUGGGCUGUCGGAUAGCAAUUGAUCUGGGCAUGAAUCGAGACGCUGACAAGUGGAAGGAUGACCGAGGGAACGACAUCUUUACUCCCGUAGAGAAGCAAAUUCGAAGGCAGAUUUGGUCGUCGUGCUGCAUCGCGGACAAGUAAGCC